GAACGAAUGUGUGCAUCAAGAAUUGAAGAAUAUGUAAAACAAAUAUUUAAAAAUAGCAUAAUAAAUAUCACUGUCAUCAAAGAAGAGCAACAAUUGCUUAAAGAAUACCCACUACUACAUGCUGUAAAUCGUGCUGCGAGCACCGUAGAGCCGAAAUCAGCUCGCGUAAUAUACCUGGAAUACAAGCCAGACGAGGAACCCCAACGAACUAUAUUUUUAGUUGGCAAGGGAGUGACUUACGACACUGGCGGAGCCGAUGUCAAAGUCGGAUCAGCAAUGAUAGGCAUGUCGAGAGACAAAAGCGGAGCGGCAGUCGUCGCAGGAUUCAUGCAUUUAUGCAACCUGAUACGGCCGAAGAAAUUACGUGUGGUAGGAGCAAUGGCGUGUGUCCGCAACAGCGUUGGACCAGAGAUGUACGUUGCUGAUGAAAUAAUUACAUCGCGUUCCGGCAUGAAUGUUCGGAUUAUCAAUACUGACGCCGAAGGACGAAUGGCAAUGGCAGAUGUUCUUACAAAGUGCCGAGAAGAAGCGGAAACCAGCCCUGAUCCUCAUUUGUACACCAUUGCUACAUUGACUGGACAUGCCCAAUUAACCGUCGGAUUGGGUUACAGCAUCGUUAUUGAUAAUUCAGUGGCCGCGUACCACGAUCACGCCCAAAAACUUCAGCUGGCAGGCGAGGCGGUUGGACAACCGUUCGAAAUCAGCAAAUUACGUAGAGAAGAUUUUGCCGUAGCGGUAUCAAGUGUAGGAAAAGGCGAAAACUUAAUUCAAUGUCUGGCUGGAGCGUCAUCUCGACAAAUGCGCGGACAUCAAUAUCCGGUGGCUUUUUUGACACUGGUAUCUGGCCUGGACAAACACGGAUUGACAUCGGAGAAGCCAAUAUCGUAUUCUCAUUUGGACAUCACACCAAGUGUACUCUGGCCACCUGAAGUAACGACAGGUUCACCAGUCGUAGCUUUGGCGCAUCUUCAUCUAAUUCUUGAACAAUCACAAAUGAGCUGCUAAAUCCAGCUCGAAGAGAUAUGAAUUCCUAUUCAUAUAUUCGAGCGCGGCA
Molecule: messenger RNA, 1054 nt
Organism: Ctenocephalides felis (cat flea)
Lineage: Eukaryota; Metazoa; Arthropoda; Insecta; Siphonaptera; Pulicidae
Product: putative aminopeptidase W07G4.4
Exons: 6
Biological process (GO): proteolysis
Cellular component (GO): cytoplasm
Molecular function (GO): metalloaminopeptidase activity; manganese ion binding
Source: RefSeq, a predicted model, not a curated record